AUGGCUACAACUCUCUGCCACUCAUACAUGGAGUCCCAACUCGUCGACUCCAGAAUACACAGACUCAUCCUGUCAUCACACAGACUCAGCCCCAAGAGUCUGGAGCUCUGCACCGAAAACCUGGGCAACGAGACGGGCAGCGACAUCAUAGAGAGCGGCAUUGAGCUGCUCUCUUCCCAUUCAUCGGAAUGUGGCGACGGUGAAGUGAGUCCGGGGAUGAUAAGGGAGAAGCGAGAAAGGAAAGCGCGUGAAGGUCGGAGUUUUCCGCCGCCGUUGACAACGAUAACAGGAUCCGAAUCCAUACGAGUGAGGCCCCACAGAGAAGGUGGGAGGCUAGUGCUCCAGCUCAUUAAGGUCCCAUCCUCUUUCCGAGCAGAGAGAAGCCCCGGUCGUCUUCGCCUCUGCUUUUGGACUGAAAUGCAACAUCACCACCACCACCACAUUGAAGACGCGGUGGAGGAUGAUCAAGAAGAUGAGGUAGAAAAAACACAAGACCAUCAACAUGAUGAUGAUGUUGAUGAUGAUGACGACGGUGUUGAUCCUGAGAAUAACGAGUGUGAAUGGGAACUCUUCCAGAAACAUACAAAAGAGCGCAAGCAGCGGCAGCAGGUGAGAGUGGAAAGUACCAAGUUCGAGUGGCCAAGCAGCAGGUGCAAGGAAGAAGAACAUGAAAACAUUAAUGAUUUGAUAAUAUAUUGGGGGGAACCAGUUCGUUUAAUUUCUAUUUAA
Molecule: messenger RNA, 729 nt
Organism: Vigna angularis (adzuki bean)
Lineage: Eukaryota; Viridiplantae; Streptophyta; Magnoliopsida; Fabales; Fabaceae
Product: protein FANTASTIC FOUR 3
Exons: 1
Coding region: 1-729 (242 amino acids)
Source: RefSeq, a predicted model, not a curated record